Molecule: messenger RNA, 7746 nt
Organism: Cladocopium goreaui
Lineage: Eukaryota; Dinophyceae; Suessiales; Symbiodiniaceae
Source: the annotation of a GenBank genome assembly
AUGGCACGUAUAGCAUUUCUCAGAACCGCACCACGACACCAGGUCGAAACCAAGACCUCGACCUUGAAAGCCAAGCACCGCCCUGACCCGGACUGCAACUGCCAAGCGGCAGAUGCCAAGCACCUGACCCUCGGAGAACAGAUCAGUGAAACGUGGAUUUUUUUCGCCAGUCUAUGGCAUGACAUUUGCCCGGUCUUUGCGCGCAAAUUCCUCAAGUCUGUGCCGGUGCCGCAUCUGAGUCCGAAACGCCACGCGUUUUGUCAGCUUGCAGUGGCGGCCAAUGAUAAGAAGGCGAUCGAGCAAGUGAUCGCCCUUUUGGGACUUCACGCCGAGACUUUGAAGCUGAAAGACAUCAUCAAGGAGGUUCGCUUGAGCGACGUGAUCCGGGAGCUGGCGCAGGCCAAUGCCGUGACCCCCAGCUCUAUCUGCGGAUCCCGUUGGCACCUCUUGCGUUUGCUGUGCAAGCCGCAAAAAGCGGGGCCCAAAAAUCUUCUGAACUGCCGGCUGGCGCUGGUCGAGGCGAAGCAUGAACGCUUCAAACUCACCACGCGCCGCGCGGGGAUGCGCUGUCAAGCCUUGCUGAGCGAGUACGAAGACGAUGAGGAGUUCUGCGGCAAAAUCCGUAGCGAGAUCGCGAAGGUGCUGCAGCAACGCCUCGAGAUUGCUGCUGAGUACUUGGACCUGGAGGUGGCGCAGAGCACGCUGCGAGCAGCCGUUUCGCUGCAAUGCGACGUGGUGCCCAUGCUGAAGCCUGCAGGCGCCUUGGUUCUCUCCUUGGUGGGCAGCUCUGCCCGAUGUCAGCAGCCAGUGAGCAGCCUGGUGGAGGUUUUAGAUGGAGUGGAUGGUUUGGCAAAGGCAGCAAACAGGCCUUUGGAGUCUUUCUGCGAUUUGACACCCUUGGUCAGGCCAGUGGUCCAGAAGGUUUUCCGCGAAGUGCAGCUGGCGAACCAGGCCUGCAGCGUGGUGUCACAGCCCCCGGUGUCAUCGAACGUAGAGCUCUGCCAGGGUCUUGGUGUGUCCAAAGACAUGGAGCAGAAGUGGUGGAACGUGCUGAAGAAUCGUUACACAGAGUCGCAGAGAGCUUACCACACACUGUCUCACUUGGAUGAAAUGUUUGGCUUCUUUGAGGAACAUUUGAAACUGAUCUCCGAUGCUGCAUCUGUGAGCCUGGCAAUCUUUUUCCACGAUGUGAUCUAUGAUCCGAAAGCUGGGAGUCCGCAGAAUGAGAUCGACAGUGCCGAUGUUUUCGACCACUUUGUCCAGGAAGCCUUACCUGGUGGCAGUGAACGAGGAUUUAGAGCUAUGAAGGUGAGGAGAUGGAUAGUGCAAACAGCUCAUCACAAAUGUACAGAGGAUGAUGAGAUGGAUUGCAAACUCUUCAUGGACUUCGACAUGGCAGUCUUAGGCCGGCCGUGGCCGCAGUAUGAAGCAUACAGUCAACAGAUUCGUCAAGAGUAUUCUCACGUCUCAGAGGCCCUGUAUUGUGCAGCGCGCGGAGCCUUCCUCACCUCCACUGCAACGGACUCUCGGUCCAAGAUUUUUGCCACCGACAUCUUCCGCAAUGAGCGUGAGAGGCAGGCCAUGGAGAAUGCUGCGCAGGAGGCUGAGGUGCUUCGGGCCAAGCUUGACCGCUGCUCGCUUAUUGCCCGAAUAGGUGCGAGCAUUGCACUUCGCUUGAAGGCACUUGCAAGCGCGAAUUGGUCCAGCUGGUCCAAGCUCACAGGAGUGAGUGCUGUAGGGCUGCUGGCCGGUUCUGCAAUUGUGGCUGCGCCGGUGCAUGUCAUGCUCGGUGUGGGCCUACCAGUUUCUGCAGCAGCAGGAUAUCUUGCUGUGCAACUUGGAACCAGCACCUACAUUCGGCAACCGUUACCAACAGCUCCUGAGCCAGAGAGUGGUUUGGCUCUCAUUGCUGGAUCUUUCAACCCACCACAUCAAGGACACCUGGAAAUGGUGCGCUACCUCUCUGCCAGGUACCAGCGAGUCCAUGCGAUCAUUGGAGUCAAUCCCAACAAGAAGUAUGACGUCAGUCCGUAUGAGCGACAAGAGCUCUUUCGGGCCAUGCUGAAGGAAAUUGGCCUCACAAAUGUGGACGUGAUCAUUGUGUGGUCCUACAUUUGGAAGCAUGCCCAGCAGCACGGUGCCAAAGUCAUGUACCGUGGCUUGCGCAGCUUCCGAAAAGACGGAGCCUCUGAGAAGUGUUUGGAGCUGCAGAAUAUCAGCGGUCAACUUCUGCUUGGCCGUGUCCGUCCGAUUCCCACUGCAUACAUCCAAGCAGAUCCAAGGUUUUCCAUGGUGUCCUCGACCUUGAUUCGAGAGCGCCUGAAACGUGGGGAAUCCAUCACUGAGCUGGUCCCUGGCGGAUGUGCCUCCUUGGUGCAGCGGUGCUAUGCCGAGAAGUUCCACUACAUCUUUUCUCUUCGAGAUUUGAGCCGCGUCUUUCAGGGAAUUUGCCAAGCAGAUCCACAGGUGGUCAACAAUGCGGCGAUCCUAGUGAGGCUAUGGCGCAAUGAGUGUACCCGUGUGUACGAAGAUCGCUUCAAUGAGGAUGCAGACAAGGCUUUCCUCAGUGAGAAGCAGCUGCACAACAUCAUCAAGACUCAGUUCCAGAAGAGUGCUGAUGUGGCCCUGCAAGAUCCCUUGGUCUGGGGAGACUUCCGAGACGCCCUGGACAUCCUGGUCAAGAGCGACACACCAUACUCUGCUCCCAGGGUUUACGAGGACCUGGGCAAUUGGGAAUCCAUUCGCCCGAUUUUCGAUGGGGUUCUUGAGCUUUACAAUGGUGACAACAGCCCCAUGAAUUUGGUCCUGUUCAAUGAUGCACUGGCCCACUUGCUUCGUUUGCAUCGCAUCAUUCGCCUGACUCGCGGCAUGGCCUUGCUCAUUGGAGUUGGUGGCAGUGGCAAGCAAUCGCUCACCAGACUGGCCACCUUUGCGGCUGGCUACAAGCUCUUCGAGAUCACACUUUCCCGCGGCUAUGGAGACGACCAGCUCAGAGAAGAUCUCAAGGCCUUGUACACUGCUACGAUCAAGCAACCCAUGAGCUUCCUCUUUACAGAUGCUCAUGUCGUGGAGGAAGGAUUCCUGGAGUACAUCAACAACAUCCUGACAGUUGGCAUGGUACCUGCAUUGUUCCCAGACGAUGAGAAGGAGCCAUUGGUGGGAGCUAUUCGUGCCAGGGCCCGGGGAGAAGGUGUGUCCGAGACGGGGAUGUGGGCCUAUGCCUGCGGCGUGAUUCGAGACAACUUGCACCUGGUUCUUGCUAUGUCACCUGCCGGCUCACAACUCCGUGGACACCCCAGCUGCGGGGCUGCGGAGGGUGCGGACGACUGGUUCUUCAGUUGGCCCCAGCAAGCCUUGCUGGCAGUGGCGGAACAUUUCUUGGCCAACGUCACGGGCAUUGAUGACUUCAGGACCCACAUCACCGACACCAUGAGCUACGCGCACCUGUCGGUCACGCUUCAAUACUCACCGCAGUUUGAAGUCAAGUACAAGCGCCGCAACUUUGCGACGCCCAAGAAUUAUCUGGACUUCUUGUCGAACUACAUGAAAUUCUUGGAGAACAAUCGCAACAGCUUGGACCAAAUGUCAGGCCGCUUGGGCGGUGGCUUGGACAAGCUGGUGCAAGCGGCGGUGCAGGUGACGGAGAUGUCCAAGGAGCUUGAAGAAAAGAAAGCCAUUGUCGAUGAAAAUGCCAUCAAGGUCCGAGUCUUGAUCGACGACAUCAAUGAGAAGACAGAAGCCGUCACAAAGAGAAAGGAGGAGGCGAGUGCAGCUGCAGAACAGAUCGAGAAGGACUCUGUGAUCAUUGAGAAAGAGAAGGCAGAUGCCGACGAAGCACUGCAAGCAGCGCUGCCAGCUUUGGAGUCCGCCGCCCGUGCGCUGGAGGAGUUGGACAAGAAGGACAUCACUGAGGUCAAGGGCAUGGCUAGUCCUCCACCUCCCGUGACCAUUGUCUGCAUGUGUGUCGUGAUCCUCCGACCCCUUGGCAAGGAGGACGAAAGCCAGGGAUGGACUGGAGCCAAAGCCAUGAUGUCCGAUGUGGGCUUCAUGAGGGCAUUGCAGGAGUACAAGAAGGAUGACAUGAAAGGAGCACAGAUCAAGCGAAUCAAAGAGCUGCUGAACAAGGAGAAAGACGUGUUUGAAGGAGAAAAGAUGAAGUCAGUGUCCAAGGCCGGAUAUGGCCUCCUGCAGUGGGUGCUGGCCAUGGUGAAGUACUACGAGGUGGCGAAAGGUGUUGCUCCCAAGAGGGAACUGGUGAACAAACUGCAGCAAAAGAAGGAGGAGGCUGAAGAGAACUUGAAGCAAAUCAACAAAGAGCUUAAGGAACUCGCUGAAAAUCUGGAAAUCGUCACGGCUGAACGGCAGAUCCAAAGUGACAAGCUGAAACAGUUGAAGGAGGAUGCCGAUACCAUGACGCGUCGGUUGAAUGCAGCAUCGCAGCUGAUCGAAGGACUGGCCUCGGAGCGCAAGCGAUGGACAGAAGACUUGCAGAAGAUGGGUGAGGUCAAGAAGAGACUGGUGGGUGACUGCUUGCUGAAUGCUGCGUUCGUGAGCUACGCCGGACCUUUCAACCACGAGUUCCGCAAAGAAAUGGUUUACGUGGACUGGCAAGAAAGGUUGAAGACCAAGGGCAUUGACAAGACCGAAGACUUCAAGAUCGAAACAUUGCUGACCUCUGAUGUGGAGGUGGCUUCCUGGUCUGGCCACGGCUUGCCAACAGAUGAACUGUGUGUUCAGAAUGGCAUUCUGGUGACCAGAUCUGCCCGCUGGCCACUUUGUGUUGAUCCACAGAUGCAAAUCGUCACAUGGUUGAAGAAGAAGGAAGAGAAGGCCGCCGGUUUGACGGUGAAGACCUUUAACGAUGAAUAUGUGAAGUUCCUGGAACUGGCCAUCCAAUAUGGAAAACCCUUCCUCUUCGAGAAUCUGGACGAAGAGCUUGAUCCCAUGGUGGACCCUGUUCUGGAGAAGAAAGUGGUCCUUUUGAAUGGACAGAAGAUGAUCACCCUCGGGGACAACCAGCUGGAAUGGAACGACACCUUCAUGCUCUACAUGACCACCAAGCUCAGCAACCCAAAGUACACCCCGGAGGUCAUGGGCAAAGCUUCAAUCGUCAACUGCGUCAUUACCCUUGAGGGAUUGGCCGCGCAACUUCUCAAUGUGGUGGUUGGCUUCGAACGACCCGAUUUGGAAGAGAGGCGUCGUGGUCUUGUACAGCAGAUGUCUGCCGAUCGUCAGGAAAUCAAGAAUCUGGAAGACACGCUGCUGCAUGAUCUGGCUGCAUCCAAGGGCUCUAUCUUGGACAACGAUGACCUGAUACACACGCUGAACACUGCGAAGGCAACCUCGAUCCAGAUUGGAGUGUCCUUGGAGACGGCUGCCAAAACUGCUGAGGAAAUCGAGAAGACGCGUGCGCUCUACGUCAGCGUUGCCAAACGCGGGUCCAUUCUGUACUUCGCGAUGUCUGGCAUGGUGGCCAUCAGCGAAAUGUAUGAGUACUCCUUGAGCAGCUACCUGGGCGUUUUCGACACAGCACUUCGCGAUGCAAAGCCUGAUAAGAUUGUGGACAACAGACUGAAGAACUUGCGGGAGAAGAUGACGCAGACCAUGUACGAUUACACGUGCAUGGGAGUCUUCGAAAAGCACAAGCUCCUCUUCAGCUUCCAGAUGACUUCGAUGAUUUUGGAUGGAGAUAAUGAUCUGGAUAAAAAAGAGUUCGACUUCUACAUGAAGGGAAAUCCAUCACUGGAUCGACCCAAAGAGCCCAGUCCGCAUGCCUGGCUCUCCGAAACAGGGUGGAAGGACCUUCAGCUGUUGAAGACCUUUGAUGACAGCAUCAAAGACAUCUGCGAGGAUGUGAAGAGAUAUGGCGAUGAGUGGUAUUCCUGGUACGAGUCUGAGACACCAGAGUCCAUUGACAUGCCAUGUGGCUACAAGGAGAAGGUGGAUCUUUUCAAGCAGGUUCUGAUCAUUCGCAGCAUCAGGCCUGAUCGAAUGAUCACAGCCACCAAAGGCUUCAUUGCAUACAAGCUCAGCGACUACUAUGUACAGCCACCUUCCCUGGUCUACGACAAGAUCUUCGAGAAAUCCAGUGAGUGGAUGCCCAUCGUCUUCAUCCUCUCACCUGGCGCAGAUCCACAGAGUGACGUCGCCAAGUUGGGAGAUCAGCUUGGAUUCAGCGGAGCCAAGUUCAGGUUCGUGUCCCUUGGACAAGGCAUGGGAGGCGUUGCGCAGCAAACCAUUGAGACUGGCUACCAGCGCGGUCAUUGGGUCAUGUUGCAGAAUUGCCAUUUGUUGGCAUCCUGGCUCCGUACCUUGGAAAAGAUCCUGGAGCAAAUGCACAAGCCGCAUAAGGAUUUUAGGCUUUGGCUCACCACCAUGCCGACAAGUGCCUUCCCAAUGGGCAUUCUGCAGAGGUCCUUGAAGGUGGUGACUGAGCCACCUGAGGGGCUGAAACUGAAUAUCAAACAGUCCUAUGCGAAGAUCUCUGAUGCGGAUCUUGAUGCUUGCUCCCAUGAAAGCUUCCGGCCUCUGAUGUAUGUCCUUGCCUUCUUCCAUGCAGUGGUCCAGGACCGCCGAAAGUUCGGAAGGAUUGGAUGGAAUGUUGCAUAUGACUUCAACGAGUCAGACUUCAAGGUUUCGGCGCAACUGCUGAACCUGUAUUUGCAGAAGAGCCAUGACAAGGGAGAGGUCCUGCCGUGGGAGACGCUCCGCUACCUCAUUGGCGAAGCCAUGUAUGGUGGCCGAGUGACAGACAACUACGACAGGCGUGUGCUUACAACUUAUUUGGAAGAGUACAUGGGUGACUUUCUUUUUGAUGAAAAUGUGAAAUUCUACUUCAGCCGUUCGGGCUUUGACUACGAUUGCCCUCUUCAGGGCGGCGUUUCCUCCUACCAGCAGGUGAUUCUAACGCUUCCCAUCAAUCAGUCGCCGUCGGUGUUCGGGCUCCACCCCAACGCCGAAAUCAACUACUUCAUGAACUCAGCAAAGGAAAUCUACUCGGGACUCAUGUCCAUGCAGACCGGUGGAGGAGGAGAUUCUGGUGGCAUGAGCCGCGAUGAGUUGAUCAACAAGACUGCCACGGACAUUCAAGACAAGAUCCCUAAAGAUGAGCUGAAGUUCUUAAAAGACACAGUUCCUUCGCCUCUGGAGGUGGUGCUGAUGCAGGAGAUCGAGAGGUAUGAAGCCCUGGUGAAGCGCAUGGUGGCAAACCUUGCGGACCUGAAACGUGCGAUCAAAGGUGAGAUUGGCAUGAGCCAGGAGCUUGACGUGCUCGGUGGCUCGAUGUUCAAUGGGCAAGUGCCGCCGGGGUGGACGAAGAUCGCACCGCAAACGGAAAAGCCUCUGGGCAGUUGGAUGGAUCACUUUGUACGCCGCUACAAGCAGUACUCGGACUGGGCAGAAAAAGGUGAUCCUGCAGUCUUCUGGUUGAGUGGCUUCCAUAUCCCAGAAAGUCUGUUGAGUGCCCUGGUGCAGGCUUCUUGCCGCCGUCGUGGCUGGGCGCUUGACAAGUCCACCCUCUAUACGAAGGCGAGCGCGUCCUUUUUUCGCCGAGCCGACGUCGUCACAUCUUACACUGAGCGAAGCCAAGUGCCUGAGAAGCUCAUGGAUGGGACCUAUGUUGAGGGUCUGUACUUGGAGGGUGCAAGAUGGGACAUGGAGGCAGGCUGCCUUGCCCGUCAACUGCCAAAGCAGCUCAUUCAGCUGAUGCCCUUCAUCGAGGUAAUCCCUGUGGAGGCUCCUGGCUGA